AUGGAGCACUCCCAGGACGACGCAUACUACCAGCAGCAGCAGCAGCCAUACCAAGGCUAUCAGCAUCAGCCAGCUCAGCAACCCCACCAAUUCAUCGACUAUCAGCAGCAGCAACAACCCCAGCAACCUCAGGGUUAUGUGGAUCCUUAUGGAUAUCACCAAGGCAUUGCUGUCCCUCCCCAAUCUCCUCCAGUGCAAGUGACACAUUCGCCGUUCGUCAGGACGGAUUCGUCUCAGAAUGUCAGCUUUUCAGAGAUGGCAAGGAUGGCCGGAAGACCUCAGACUUUUGACGAGAUGUACUCUGUCCCCGAGUCAUUCCUCGAGAUCGAGAUCCGCAACGCCAUGACCCACGGUAUGGGUCGUAAGAUGUAUACCGACUAUGAAAUCGUCUGCAUGACCAACAUCCCCGCGUUCAAACUGCGCCACUCUGUCGUUCGCCGCCGCUACUCGGAUUUUGAAGCUUUCCGGGAUAUAUUGGAAAGGGAAAGUACGAGGGUCAACAUACCGCCUUUACCUGGCAAAGUCUUUACAAACAGAUUCUCGGACGAAGUGAUUGAACAAAGGAGAGAGGGGCUUCAGAGGUUCUUGGAAAUUGUAUCUGGACAUCCGUUGCUGCAGACAGGCAGCAAAGUGCUUUGUGCGUUCUUGCAAGACCCUAACUGGGAAAAGUCCCAAUGGCAGUAG
This is a messenger RNA of Cryptococcus wingfieldii CBS 7118, 684 nucleotides long. RefSeq names its product sorting nexin-3. The coding region runs from base 1 to 684 and encodes 227 amino acids. The record is from RefSeq and is a predicted model, not a curated record. Gene Ontology annotation, biological process: late endosome to Golgi transport; endocytic recycling. The transcript has 6 exons. Gene Ontology annotation, cellular component: retromer complex; early endosome membrane. Gene Ontology annotation, molecular function: phosphatidylinositol-3-phosphate binding. Lineage: Eukaryota; Fungi; Basidiomycota; Tremellomycetes; Tremellales; Cryptococcaceae.